AUGCCUAGGCUUGAUGAAACUAUAGACAGACUAGCCGGUACUCAUUGGUUCACUGUUUUAGAUGCCAAAUCUGCUUAUUGGACAGUGGAGCAUCUUGAUGAAACCAUGGGUCUGUUAGGUAAGGCUGGAUUCAGGCUCAAUCAGAAAAAGUGUAAAUUUGCAGUGAGAACCUUCAUGUUUUUAGGUCAUUUAAUAACCCCAAGUGGAGUCCUUCCAGAUCCAGAUAAAGUGAAGGCCAUUUUGCAAAUGACAGCCCCACAGAUCGUGAAGCAAGUAUGCCAGUUCCUGGGAGCAACUGGCUUCUUCAGGAAACAUGUCAAAGAUUACGCUGCUGUCGCUGCUCCUUUAUCAUCACUGCUGAAGAAACAGGCAACAUUCCACUGGGGACCAAUACAGCAAGCAGCUUUUGAAGUUUUAAAACUCAAAUUGGCUUCAGAACCAAUCCUCAAACAGCCUGAUUUUGAUCGUCCCUUUGAGGUACAUUGGUGCCUGCUUAAUCCAAAGAGAUGA
Molecule: messenger RNA, 510 nt
Organism: Penaeus monodon (black tiger shrimp)
Lineage: Eukaryota; Metazoa; Arthropoda; Malacostraca; Decapoda; Penaeidae
Exons: 2
Coding region: 1-510 (169 amino acids)
Source: RefSeq, a predicted model, not a curated record